Molecule: messenger RNA, 3154 nt
Organism: Colletes gigas
Lineage: Eukaryota; Metazoa; Arthropoda; Insecta; Hymenoptera; Colletidae
Product: protein prickle-like
Exons: 7
Coding region: 1-2685 (894 amino acids)
Molecular function (GO): zinc ion binding
Source: RefSeq, a predicted model, not a curated record
AUGUCGAGCCUAGCCAGAAGACGGAAGACCUCGUUACUGGGGUCGAAGAGAUGGUGGCAGGGCGGCUGUUGGGCCACCAGGAGCCACCAGGAGGCCUACCUGAGGAAGCUGUACGCCAGGAAGAACGAGCAAGCGGGAAAGGUCGAGGAGGAGGUUGGAAAUCGACGGGAGGACCUGGGGAACAACUGGAUCGCGCCUGGUACCGUCUACGAGCUACCAUCCGCGGACGAGCACUACCUGGACGCGUUCCUGAGGAGCCGCGAGGACGGGAUCAACGACGACGACGUGGUCGGUGUGGUCGUCGGGUGUCCGGGACUGGCGGCGUCCGGGGCCAGUCCCACGGAGAAGUGCGUCGAGUACCUGAACGGCGCCCACGACGCCGCCGCCGCUGCCUUCGAGCACGACCGUAGCAUCGGAGAUGCGGAAUGCAACCGCGUCGGCGAUUGCAGCUCCCUGCAUUCGGGUUACGAUGUCGCCGCCGCCUCCUCGGAAAAAGUGUGCAGAAGCUGCAGGUGUCCCAGGGAGGAGCAUCAGCGGACUUCGACGGAGGCGGGCGGUCCCUCGGGACUGGGCCUCGGUCCAGGCCCGCCGAUGGCCAUGGCCAUGGCGUUCCAAAGCGGGGCCGCCGGUUCUUCUCACCAAGAGCCGUUCAAGAGUCCUGUGCAAGCGGCACCGGCCGGCCUGGCGCUUCAGGAGGCCCUGAUGCAUCAUCAGAGGCACUCGCAGAGCGACGAUGACAGCGGAUGCGCGCUGGAGGAGUACACGUGGGUGCCGCCUGGUCUCAGGCCGGAUCAAGUACACCUGUAUUUCAGCGCGCUACCGGAAGACAAGAUCCCGUACGCGGGUAGCGCCGGCGAGCGGGAACGGGUGAAGCAGCUGCUGCAACAGCUACCGCCGCACGACAACGAGGCUAGGUACUGCAGCGGACUGUCCGAGGAGGAGAAGCGGGAGCUGAGGGUGUUCGCGGCGCAACGGAAACGCGAGGCCCUGGGACGGGGACACGCGAACCAGCUCGAGAGGCCCCACGGGGCCGGAUGCCGCGAAUGUGCCAGGCCCAUCGCGGCCGGCGAGAUGGCGGUCGCCGCGAGCCGCGCCGGACCCUCGGCGCUCUGGCAUCCGGCGUGCUUCGUCUGCUGCGUUUGCAGGCAGCUGCUCGUCGACCUGAUAUACUUCUGGCGGGAUGGCAGGCUCUACUGCGGCAGACAUCACGCGGAGACGUUGAAGCCCCGAUGCUGCGCCUGCGACGAGAUCAUACUGGCGGACGAGUGCACCGAGGCGGAGGGCAGGGCCUGGCACAUGAGGCACUUCGCCUGUCUAGAGUGCGAUCGACAGCUCGGGGGUCAAAGGUACGUGAUGAGGGAAGGUCGACCGUACUGUCUACGUUGCUUCGACGCCUCCUUCGCCGAGUACUGCGACAGCUGCGGGGAACCGAUCGGCGUCGAUCAAGGACAAAUGUCGCACGAGGGUCAGCACUGGCACGCGACCGAGGCUUGCUUCUGCUGCGCCACUUGCCGCACGUCCCUCCUCGGACGGCCGUUCCUGCCCCGAAGAGGCGCCAUUUAUUGCAGCAUAGCGUGCAGCAAGGGUGAACCGCCGACGACGCCCAGCGACUCCUCCGCCGGCCCGCCACCGCCACCUUCCUUCCUCAGAACUGGUCGAAGACAACCGCCGGCCAGCGAGGGUUCGUCGAGCCCUCCGCCCCCUCCGCCGCCACCCCCGCCGCCAGGAUCUAGACACACCCUAGGAUCGCCGCGAAAUUCCCCCCGUAUGACCAGGAAGCAUCAUCAAACGUCUGCUUCUCUGGCGACGACGCCCACGCAAAGCACGAUAAACCCCGAAUUCACGGCCGAGGGGUUCCCCUCUAGCGGCUCCAGACCGAGUGGCCUUGACCGGGUCCUCCUCGAGAGGAAUCUCGAGAGACUGCUCCAAGAACGUAGUUCUCAUCCUGAGGAAAAUCGCAGCGAAUUGGGAAGACUGAUGCAAGCAAGGGAUCGAGAGCCACUCAGAUGCGUCCAGAACUGCGCUCCCUCCCACGCAUCGAGUAUGCCGGAACUGCCUCCACCGCCACGGCCGUCGUCGGGAGCCUCGGCGUCGGCGUCGACGUCGACCUCGACAGGCGUGGUCGUUAUAGCCGGCGGCGUCGGGACGCUGUCCGGCGGCAACUUGGCCCAAGACUCGGCGACGUCGCCCACGAACCUGGUCAUCGCCCAAACGGAUCCCCCCACGCCGACGUCGCGACGAGUACGGUUCCAGGGCGACCUGGACGUGAACGACUACGCGGGCACGUCGUCGCGUGUCCCCCUCUCGCCCACGAACGACAGGAAUUCGUCGUCGUCGCCCUCCCCGUCGCCAGCCUCGCUGUCGAGGACGAAUGUGUCUCGAUCGAGGAGCCUACAGCCGGAGGAAGUUGCCAGCACGUCGUCUGCCUGGGGCACAGCAGGAAGUUCCAAAUCGAGGAUGGAGGGGGAGGACGAAGACGCGGAGAGUUGCUGCUCGACUUGCAGCUCCUCCAGCAGUUCCGACGAAGCGGCUGCGUACGCUCUACCGCCCAGAAGAGCAUAUGGGGGCGUCAGGAUCUCGUACGUGCCCAACGACGCGGUUGCGUGCGCGAGGAAACGCGGCCCCACGUCGUCGCCGUCGUCGAGCCAACCGCAGAGGGACACGGAGAAGUGCGUGGUGUCCUGAUGACCUCCGCGACCGCCGCGGGAAACGGUUUUACUUUGGAGUCGUACGGCGCGUGCCGACUCUGUCCUCGAACAGGUGCGGGCGUGCAGCGAAGUGCGGACGAACGUAAGAAAAAACAGAGUUCCUAGCCGACGGGCGCGUCGUGGCUCGAGGCACCAGCCAAUCGCGACGAGGACCCCCGAUGGAAUGCUCAUUCGUGUAAAUAGUGAAUGUACUUCCGGACCGAUCGCUCGCGGACACCGGACGAUCCCGAGGGUCGCGGCUUUUCCACCUAUUUUUAUUACCCCGUUGAUGUAUUUGAUAAUAAUAACGAUAAUAAUAACGUUAUAUUUUAUUACCACUGUCAUUCCCGCCGCGAAGCGUGAGUUCAACGCCGUGUACAUGUAGCUCGACCGGUUCAAUAGGAUCCCUGGACUCAAAGUCGGCGCAAAGUCGGUCCUUGCCAGCCUUCCAUUGUCUGUUACGUACC